AUGGACGCACUAGCAAGGACUUUUUUGCAUAACAUUGCAAGACUGAGACCAAUUGUAACAGUUGGCUGUGCAAUAAGCUCAUCAUAUGCUCUGUGUGAAAAUGGAAUUGAUGCAAAUCUGUCGGACAUGCUGCUUCCUGGGCUUCUUAUGUUUUUUGGACCGGGCUUAUGUGCAAACAUUGUUUACAAGGAGGCAAAGAUAACACGAAUGGGACUUGUGUCAUAUUUCAUUGGAGUUGCAAUAUUCUCUAUGUUUUCUAGAAUGAGGAUUCUGAAGCCAGCAACCGCGAUUUUCCCAGUUAUAGGCAGAGGCUUGAUGUAUGUUGGAUUGAAGAACAAUAAGCAUCCGUUCCAUCUUGUUGUUGGCUGGCUGCUUGCAAUAGAAAUAUCUGUGGCUUUGAUUCAAAAGAUGCUAUUCAAUAAGAAAAUGAGGAUUUCAGGUGAUAAGAUGGGUGAGACAUUUUUCUUGAUUGCAGGGCUUGGUGUUGGGCGUCUCUAUCGCCUUCCAAAUUACACAAUGAUGGUUAUGGUUGCUCUUAUCUCUGUUGGUCCACUCAUGCAGACACUUGUGUCGUUUACAGUGAGCAAUCGCCAGAAAAAGUCAUCAGCAUCCCUGAGCAGCCCAUCAUCGAGCGUACAAAAUGCACAUCCCAAGGUCAAGGUUGCCAAGAGAAAGACUGCAACAAAACCCAAAAACAUUUAG
Molecule: messenger RNA, 702 nt
Organism: Ordospora colligata OC4
Lineage: Eukaryota; Fungi; Microsporidia; Ordosporidae
Exons: 1
Coding region: 1-702 (233 amino acids)
Source: RefSeq, a predicted model, not a curated record